AUGUUCAUAGUGGCAGGAGCACUGGUGGCAGCAGUAAGGGAUUUCUCAUUCGAGGCCUACGGCUACUCGAUUGCUCCCCUGGCAAACCUCGCCACCGCUCUGUACCUCUCUUCUUCUCCCCCUUAUCCGCAGUGCAGUGUGGCAGUCAUAGUGGCAGGAGCACUGGUGGCCGCCGUAAGGGACUUCUCAUUCGAGGCCUACGGCUACUCAGUCGUUCUCCUGUCAAACCUCACCACCGCUCUGUACCUCACUCUUAUUGCGAGGCUGGGCAAGUCCACUGGGCUCAACAGCUUCGGCCUCAUGUGGUCCAAUGGCAUCAACUGCAUACCCGCGCUGCUCCUCUGGACGUUCGUCUCGGGGGAGAUUCAACGGGCGCUAGCGUUCCCUGCGCUGCUUGACCCUGCUUUCCUGGUGGUGCUGUCAAUGUCGUGUCUCAUGGCCUUUGCACUCAACUACACGGUGUUUCUCAACACCUCUCUCAACUCGGCCCUCACUCAAAACAUGUGCGGCAAUCUCAAGGAUUUAGGAACGGUUGGGAUCGGUUGGGCUCUCUUUGGAGGCCUGCCAUUUGAUGUGGUGAGUGGCAGGCAAGGGUGA
This is a messenger RNA of Closterium sp. NIES-65, 597 nucleotides long. The record is from the annotation of a GenBank genome assembly. NCBI's taxonomy places the organism in Eukaryota, Viridiplantae, Streptophyta, Zygnematophyceae, Desmidiales, Closteriaceae.